ACUCAAAAAGACCUUGGUAAAAGAGUUUGGUCUCUGGAUUUCCAAACUGAGUAUUAGUUUGAUUGCAAGGGCUGUCGGAAGAAGAGCUACAAAUAUUAUCGAAUGAAAUCCAAGUUCAAAGGUUGACCAAUUGUUUAAAAGUGUUACAAGGUUUGCAACGAGUGCCACUUGUGCAGAUAAGUUCAGAUUGUCUGGAUCAAAAUAAAAGAUGGCCUUUGACGAAGAGCGUAAGAAGUGUGCCGGCAUCUUUGGUGGCGGUACCUUCGUCUUGAUACUUUCCAUAGCCAUGAUCGCUAUUGGUGCUUACCAUGUGGAUUGGAAAUCCAACGAUCCUUUGAAUAACAACGAUUGUUCCGUCCAACCUCACAUCCCAAACUUCCUCAUGGCUGGAGGCAUAAUUUUCAUCCUGGGAAUGGUCUUGAGGGUCAUAUUCAUGCGGUGCUGUGUGUGUUGUGGCGAUAUUUGCAACAACAGCCUAUGCAAUUCGGUCAACUUUGGCUUCACGUUCACUUGUAUCUUGAUUUACGACAUUCUUAUCCUCAUCCUCUACGUGGUCUGGCUCUGUUACGGCUCGCAUUGGACCUUCGACGUUUAUGACCAACAAACGGACCAGAAUUGCCCAAACUUCCUCUAUUUCUUCACUUUUGCGUUGGUGAUCUUCCUUUGGUUCAUGUUCUUGAUGGCUUUGACUUGCGGCAUCUUGGCGCGAUUUUGCCAGUGUUGCUGGGACAUCCUCUGCUGUCGGCCAUGUGAAAGGAGAAAUCCGGCUUAGGCGAGUUUCCAGAGCCGUGCCCAAAGAAUACCUCUGAUAAACUAUGAACAAGUCCCUCCGCUCCAUGUAGGCAGGAAUUAUUUGGAUAUCAAAAUUUAAGUAUUCUAACCAAUUUGCCAUGGUGAACUAUAUUUGUAUUACAUAAGUGCGUGCAAAUUACUGUGUAUUGCUAUGAUUUAUAAAUAAUUACGAAGCUUUUUAUUCCUCA
Messenger RNA from Tigriopus californicus, 980 nucleotides. RefSeq lists its product as uncharacterized. The coding region runs from base 209 to 772 and encodes 187 amino acids. The record is from RefSeq and is a predicted model, not a curated record. The transcript is spliced from 4 exons. Lineage: Eukaryota; Metazoa; Arthropoda; Copepoda; Harpacticoida; Harpacticidae.